AAAAUUGUUUUAUUUAAUUAUUUUAAAUUCCAAAAAUAGUUUUUAAUUAUUUCUUUAUUCAAAAAUAAAUCUAAAUUAGUUUCUUAAUUAAUUUUAAUUAGUAAUUAAUUAUUUUAAUUGGUCAAUUAAUUUAAAUAUUAAUUGAUUAAUUAAUUUAGUUAAUUAUUAAUUGAUUUUAAUUGAUUAAUUAAUUAGAUUUAAUUGCUCCUGUUGAUUUAAAAAUUCCGAAAAAUAGUUUCGAGCUUUGAAUCAUUUCUCUAAAAUAUGUUUGAGGCUCGUUAAUUGAUUUCAAAUGAUUUCGGACCCGAUCUUGAGCAAUCGGACUUGAUUAUUUAUUUAAAAAUGGAUUCUUUUACCUGUUUUAAUUCCGAAAAAUGUCUAGAAAUUCCAGAAAAUUCCUGAAAAAUCAUUUUUAACCUGAAACUUGAUUUGACAUCAAUUGGGAUGGGAAACCUUAUAUGAAAAAUGUUGUCUGCUAUCUGUUUGAUAUGUAUUGUGCUGAUAGGAGAGUUAGAAAACGGUUUUGCUUAUAACUUUUGAUCGGUAAUUCAGAAUCGAGUGAAACGAAAAAGAGAUUAAAGCUUAUAAAGUCUAUUUUAAUGUGACAUAAUAAGAUGGUGGAGUAUAGAAUGUGAAUAAUUGUUGUUAAAUGUAUAGAAUAUGAUUAUAUGUGAUCUAAUUGCUAUUAAUUGAUGAUUGCAUGGACUAUCUGGUUGUCCUAGUAUUACAUACAUGUGAUAAAUGAUUAAAUGACAUAGUGUCGUGUCUUGAUAUAUGUCGGAUAAAAGCAUAUGGAUUAUAGUGAUUGGAUUUGGUUGAUUGAUUGUUGAUUGAGAUAGGAUAACAGGUGGAUAGUCUAAUAAAUAGACGAGACGAUGUCGGAUUUUCGAUAAGAUUUAUAUGAUAUUAAUUGAUAAUAUGUUAUGUGAAAUAUGAUUAGACUAUAUGGUAGAGUCAAAGCAUGAUUAUGUGUUAAGUGAUAUUUGAUGAGUUUAAAGAGUUAUAUAAGUGGGUAUCGAUAUACGUGAUAUGUGUAUGCGAUAGGUUAUGCUACCGAGUUGAUAAGUAGAGAUAAGAAUCAAUAGAUUAUUUAGUGAUAAUGGUAGUAUCUUAUUCUCGUAAAGGGUUUGGACGAGACGGAUACGAUCGAAGACGUUCAGAAGGUCAAACGAUGUUACAAAGCGAAUAAGGAACGAAUCGAGUAAACGAAGCAGUGUGGCGAAUAGAGUAUAGCCAAAGAUGGUCUAGAGACUAUGAUAUGCAUAGAGUGUGAAAGUGGAAAGAUGAGAUUAAGCUAUGUGUGUGGAAGCGGAUUUAAGAAAAGCUUAGAGAUGAAUUGCUUGAUUGAGGUUGCGAGUAUGGCUAAGGCUAAGCGAGGAGUCAGAGUUAUAGAAUAUCCAGAGGACAAGUGGAAUGUCCAGGGAGAUUGUCAAGGUUAUGCAUUACUAGAAAUAGAUUUUGGCAUUUUGCAAGUUAGAAGAGUGCAAGAUAAUGGAGUUGACUUCCACCAUUUUGGUUUGCUUCAUUUUAUCCUCUACCUUAGUGAACUCCAUGGCUGUAGACAUCAUUAGAAUGCAUCAGACGUUUCGAGAUGGUGAUACUAUCACAUCAGCAGGUGGAGAGUUUGAACUUGGAUUUUUCAGUCCAGGAAGUUCAACGAAUCGAUAUCUGGGCAUCUGGUACAGGAAAAUAUCCAGAGGGACUGUUGUUUGGGUUGCUAAUAGAGAUAAUCCUCUUAUGAAUACCUCAGGAUUAGUGCAGGUCAAUCACAAGGGAAUUUCAUUGCAGUUGGUUGAUAAUAGUACUGGGAUAAUAUGGUCAUCGAAUACGUCUGUAUCAAUGAGGAAUCCUGUUGCACAGCUAUUAGAUACAGGGAAUUUAGUUUUAAGGGAAGGGCAUCUCAGUUUCAAUGGCGUAAAAGAUUUUAUAUGGCAGAGCUUUGAUCACCCUGGAGACAAUUUUCUACCUGGCAUGAAGCAUGGAAUAGACCUGGUAACUGGUCUGAACUGGAUUUUUUCAUCAUGGACAAGUGUAGUUGAUCCAUCCCUAGGCAAUUUCACUAGUGGACUUGAUCCAAAUGGCUUUCCACAAUUUUUUGUGUUAAAGGAUUCAAUGAUUUGGACAAGGAUUGGACCAUGGAAUGGUCACAAAUUUAGUGGUCUUCCCAACAGGAACCCGAAUGGAAUUUUUAAAGAUGUGUUUGUUUUCAAUGAAAAAGAAAUCUAUUAUAAGUUUCAUCUCAUCAAUACAAAUACAACUUCUGCUAUUAUGAGGUUCGUACUGACCCCAACUGGAGAUGCAAAACUUCUUGUGUGGAAUGAUCCACAAAAAAUCUGGAUGGUUUACCUUAGUAUGCAGGACAGUGACUGUGAUCGUUAUGGACUAUGUGGUGUAUAUGGAGUAUGUAAGAUCAACAGUACACCAAGAUGUGAAUGCUUGAGAGGAUUUGUUCCAAAAUUCCCAGAGAAGUGGAAGGCAGCCGAUUGGUCUAGUGGAUGCAUCCGCAAAACUGAUCUAGUUUGUGGGAGUGAUGAGGGUUUUGUGAAAUAUUCAGGAUUGAAGUUACCAGACACUCGCCACUCUUGGUAUGACUCGAAAAUGAACCUUCAGGAAUGUGAGAUGGUGUGCUGGAAAAACUGUUCUUGUACAGCUUAUGCAAUUGCAGAGUUCAGAAGAGGUGGACAUGGAUGUAUCUUAUGGUUUAAUGACCUAAUUGAUAUUAGAGAUUUUACUGAAGAUGGACAGGAUAUAUAUGUCAGAAUGCCAUCAUCUGAAUUAGUUAUAAGUCGCAGAGUAAAGUGGAUGCCAGAGUUCAUCUUCAUUGCUGCAGUACUAGCAGUAGUGCUACUUGGCCUAAUAUUCUUUCUAGUAUACAAGAAGAAAAAGCUGCAGAAAAAGGAAAGCUUGAAACUGAAUUUGGAAACUGUUGCGCUGACCAAAAUAGAGAAUGAAGAUCCGGAGUUGCCAUCAUUUGACUUCCAAAGCAUUACAAAUGCCACAAGUAACUUCUCCCAGGACAACAAACUUGGAGAGGGUGGCUUUGGACCUGUAUACAAGGGCAUGCUGACUGAUGGACUAGAAAUAGCCGUGAAAAGGCUUUCAAGAAAUUCAAGUCAAGGACUAGAUGAGUUCAAAAAUGAGGUUUCGUGUAUUGCCAAACUUCAGCACAGAAAUCUGGUGACGCUUCUUGGUUGCUGCACAGAGAAAGAUGAAAGGAUAUUGAUCUACGAAUAUAUGGCAAACAAAAGUCUAGAUUCAUUCAUUUUUGAUAAUAACGUGAGAACCACUUUGGACUGGCCGAAGCUAUACAACAUAAUAAAUGGCAUUGCUCGGGGACUUCUGUAUCUUCACCAGGAUUCAAAGCUAAGGAUCAUACAUAGAGAUCUCAAAGCCAGUAACAUUUUACUUGAUCAUGAUAUGAAUCCAAAGAUUUCAGACUUUGGCAUUGCAAGAACUUUUGUAGGAAAUGAAAGUGAAGCAAAUACAUCGAGAGUCAUUGGGACAUAUGGUUACAUGUCCCCAGAGUACGCUAUUGAUGGAAAAUUUUCUGUUAAAUCUGAUGUAUAUAGUUUUGGAGUUUUACUAAUAGAGAUAAUAAGUGGAGUGCAAAACAGAUCAUUCAGUCAUCCUGAUCACAGCUUCAACCUUCUAGGGCAUGCAUGGAUGAGUUACAAACACGACAAAUUGUUGGAAGUCAUUGACAGGACGAUCUUGGAGCACAGCAACCAUUUUGAAGUCUUUCGAGUUGUACAGAUUGGAUUACUCUGCGUUCAACAAGAUCCGAAGGACAGGCCAGUCAUGUCACAGGUGGUUCUAAUGAUAAGCAGUGAUAUGAAACUGCCUCGUCCUAAGCAACCUGGUUUUUUCACGGAAAGAUAUUUAAGCCACCUAAAUCCGUCAUCAUCCAACCAAUUAACGAUCACCACUCUCCUACCUCGAGAAUAAUCAAUCAUUUUACCUACAUUGAUCUAUUUUUAUAAUGCAAUUUUACUGGUCUGCAAUGACAGCUGUACAGUUAGUUAGACUAACUAACUUUACCGCCAUCUUUCUGUUACUAGCUACUCUGUAUAUAAUAGGCUCAACUCUCUCUCUCUCGUAUUCAUUCAUUCAUGUACUCAUUCACUCAAGUUGCAAUCUCUCUCAUUUAAUAAGAUGAGUUGAUUUACAGAAACGACUUUCAGAGUUAAUUCAAGGAAAUCUAACUGUUUCUGACUAUCUGGGAUAGUCUUGCU
Messenger RNA from Daucus carota subsp. sativus, 4232 nucleotides. RefSeq names its product G-type lectin S-receptor-like serine/threonine-protein kinase At4g27290. Gene Ontology annotation, molecular function: ATP binding; protein serine/threonine kinase activity. The record is from RefSeq and is a predicted model, not a curated record. NCBI's taxonomy places the organism in Eukaryota, Viridiplantae, Streptophyta, Magnoliopsida, Apiales, Apiaceae. The coding region runs from base 1492 to 3945 and encodes 817 amino acids. Gene Ontology annotation, biological process: protein phosphorylation; recognition of pollen. The transcript is spliced from 9 exons.